UCCCCGCUGGGUAUCCUCUUCUCGGUCGAGGCGUUCUCCUCGACGCUGCAGUCACCUCCAACAGUCCCUUCGCGAAGGUAACGACGGUAGUGUCCAGCUUUCUCGCGGAUCGACUACCUGUAGUGAUCGGUUUACUCGAAGAGGAAUAAGGAGAAGAAGAAGAAGAAGAAGAAGAAGAAGAAGACAAGAUGAAAUCCAUCGGGAGGCUCGUCUGUCUCGUAUGGGUGGUUUCCGCGCUCGGAGCCGGCGUCCUCGGGCUGCAGCGACCACCACCCAGAUACUCGCAGCAAUACAUGCCGGAAACUUCCUUCACUUGUCGCAACAAGAUCGUAGGAAGCUAUUACGCCGACCCGGAGACUGACUGCCAAGUGUUUCACGUCUGCGUGUCCGUAGCCGGCACCGUUCAGGACUACAAGUUCUUGUGUCCCAACGACACCGCGUUCGACCAGGAAAGCCAGACAUGCGCGGACUGGUACGACGUCGACUGCGAGGCAGCCACCCUCUACUACGCCAGCGACAAUUUCGACCUGUACAGGAUAGGAUCGGGCCUGGAGUCGCUUCACUACGACAGCAUACGCAGCGACGCCGAGCCGCAAGAUCAUCUUCAACGGUCCGAGACCAGCGACCCUGUCCGCUCCUCCGCCAACACCCUCAACCGAGUACAGCCGUCGAACAGCUACAACGGCAACAGGGACCUGAGAGGCAGCAGCAGCGGCAACUUUUACAACAAUCGGAACGGCAAGGAUGAGGACUACGAGAACGAGAGGCCCUACAAGGACGAGGUUGCUCAAGAGAAGAAGAAAACCGGUGUCAGAAAGGUCAGCAGGAAGCAGCAGUACAACGACAAUGGCAGCAACAGUUACGUAGCGUCGAGCACGAGCGUGCCUGCCCCUGCCCCUGCCAACCAGAACACGUACACCGGUUUCUACAGCGGCAACAACUACAAUCAACGGGCGAACGGGUUCGUGCCGUCGACCACCGCCAGGCCCCAAGAGAGUUUCAACAAGAAUCAGAACACGCCGAGAUACAACACGCCGUCGUCCACUUAUCGGCCGAGCACCGUCGGCUAUCAGAACAAUUACAACUUCCAGUCGCCGAGCACCACAACCAGAACGACCAUUUACAACGCCUACAACGCCAAUUCCAAUUACAAUCAGCAGAACGCCGCCGGUUUCAGCCAGAGUACGACGGCGAAGCCGUUCAGCCAGAGCACCAGCUACAGCAAGAAUUACAAUCAGAAUUACAACAACGGCGGACAGCCGUUCGCGCCGUCCACGACACUGCAGCCUAGCACCAGCUACCAGGCGAACGAUUACAGCAAUUACCAGAGAAAUUACAAUAACAUACAACGCACGAGUAACAAUAACGUGCCCUAUCAGUCUACCACCGCUUCGCCUACCAUUUACGAUAAUAAUUAUAAUAAUAAUAACAACAACAACGGACAGUACAGACCUAGCACGACUAUCCGGCAAGACGUCUCUCAAUCAACCACUAAAUACUUCCCCAGUUACGCAAGCAGCAAUUACGCGCCUACAACGUACAGUCCAGCAACGAAGAAGUACAUUCCCAACGACAAUGCACAGGCGCAGACCGCCGUAAGGAACAACGAGAACGGACAGUAUUACGAGAAGUCUAGCCAACCUGUGAAAAGCUCGUCCCAGUAUUACGAGGUAACGAGAGCGCCGAAAAAAGCGACGCAGUACAACAAUUACGAGGGAUCGAACGGGAAAUAUUACACGGAGACUAGCACGGGGACCUACGAUCUGGCGAGAUCCUCGGUUGGGAUAGGGUUCAGUCCUGCCAGCAUCAAUCAUCUGGCUGAGACAGCAAGACCUACCACCCCGGUGCCAAGGAGGAUCUCUACGGUCACCACCUACAAUCCGAACAUCUUCAACUCAAACACCCAGAGACCACCGCAAUCGCCGACAACCCCUAGGGAAAGUACUUAUGUCAGCGGAUCCGCCAGACCAUUCUCGUCGACAACGAGGCUGCCAAGUACCACGACACCGCGACCGAAAUCUGGGAAGAAGAACGACUACGACUACGCCUAUUACGACAACACCGCUGGACUGGAGUACGACAGCCUCGAUUUGGAACACGUGGCCGGGAACAAGGAGUCGACGAAGAUCGCGAGGAACUGAUCCUUCGAGAACAUAAAUCCAUGCCACGCGGUUGAAUUAGAAAUGUACCAUUUUUCUUUUUCUUUUUUUUUUUUCCCCCGAGAAGCUGAGGAAUAACAGUGGCCAGUCUAUCGUCAAAAUCGGCUUUCGAUGAUAGUUGAAGAGAAAUAUAUUGAAAACCGGUUUUGUUGUAAAGAGUAGAUCGCCUUAAGUAUAUAACACAAAUAGGGAUUUCUCAAAAUCUAAUAACAGAGUAUUCUGACAGAUCUGUUCUGCUUUCCUCCGAGUACAUUACUUUCUCUACAGUAUUGUAGGUUAGAAUCACGGCGAACGAAAGAGUUUCGCUCUCGCAUGAAUAAAAAUUACGAAUAAGUUACGAAACGCGACGUUUCGUUGUUGAGGGAACAUUUAACGCGAUUCUUUUGUCGGAAUUUGAUAUCUUUUGUACAUAUAACGAGAGGUGUUACGUUCCACGAUGAUGUCACUGUUCGCAUGGUAAAACCUGCGGGCCGAGUGUAUAUAUUACACGUAUUUCAAUUUAAAGGAAAGAGCACUGGAAAAUAGUUGCACCCUCUACUUGCACGAUUCCUAACAAACUUGUUCAAAAUUUCAAAUUUCGAAUCUACGGUUCUGCCAAUAAAAGUACGUGAAACCUUCCUAAAA
Messenger RNA from Frieseomelitta varia, 2783 nucleotides. RefSeq names its product GATA zinc finger domain-containing protein 14-like. Gene Ontology annotation, cellular component: extracellular region. Gene Ontology annotation, molecular function: chitin binding. NCBI's taxonomy places the organism in Eukaryota, Metazoa, Arthropoda, Insecta, Hymenoptera, Apidae. The record is from RefSeq and is a predicted model, not a curated record. The coding region runs from base 189 to 2141 and encodes 650 amino acids. The transcript has 4 exons.